AGGCCGGAGUGCGAGGGUAAGUGCCGCAGAGGGAAGAGGGGCGGUCGGGGGCCCGGGAUGGCGGGCUGGGCGGGCUUCUCGGAUGAGGAGCUCAGACGAAUCAAACACCUGAAAGAUCCUUCUAACUCUGAAAUGCCAGACCGAGCCAGACGAGCUCCUGCAAGCAAAAGUCGGCAGCUGCUCCAGAAGGAGAGAGCAUUGCAGCAGCAUCGUCUCAGAGCAGCAGAGCAUGAUGGAGGUCCCUCAGCACUCCCUGAGCAGCAGUUAUCCAAGCCUAAAAUGAAACCUCCACAUGUUACAGUGAUACAAACACCACCACCAUCAAGCAAAAUGGGACAGAAGCAAACAUCUGAAAAGGAGCAGAAUGACACUGAAGUGCAUCACCAGGACAAAAGGCUGGGUGGAAAUGUGGAAGGGAGAGCCCAGGAUUCUUCAGUUAAAGAGACAACGGAACAAGUCAAAGAAAUGCCAAAAGGAGUGGAAUUGCGGGAGAGAUCAUGUCUGGAACAUCUGCAGCUGGAACAGCGUUUUAUUGAAGAGAAGAAUAAACGCAAGAAAGCACUUCUGUCCAAGGCAAUCGCAGAAAGGUCUAAAAGAACCAUGGCAGAAACUGCUAAACUAAAACGAAUCCAAAAGGGCCUUCAAACUCUGGACGAUCUAUUAUCGGCCGAUGUCAGUAUUCUGCGGGACCGAAUUGAGCAGACCAGCUGGGAGUUCCACCAGGCUAAGAAGCGGUUUGAUAAGGCAGAGGUGGAAUAUGUGGCAUCGAAACUCAACCUACACAAGAAAAUCGAACUGAAGGAGCAGCUGACCGAGCACCUGUGCACCAUCAUCCAGCAGAAUGAGCUGCGGAAAGCUCAGAAGCUGGAGGAGCUGAUGCAGCAACUCGAGGUGGAGGAAGACGAGGAGGCAAUGGAGCUGGAGAUCGAGGUGGACAGAAUGUUGCAACAGCAACAAGAAUUACCCAAGGAGAGCAUACAGUCAAACACAGCCAGGGAGGAAUCAACCCAGCAAACCGUUUCGAACGCCGACAGCCAGAACCAAUCAGUUGCACAGUCUCUGCUUGGAGAACAAGUGGUGAACCAUGCUGUGAGCAGCACAGCUCAGAUGGAUUUAAAGGACCCUGAUCAAUCUCAAGAACCAGAAAAUGCACAGCACAAGCCUCUAGAGGAGAGUAAAACCCCAGCUGUCGCAACUUGAGGCAAAAUCUGUGCACGUGGGUGGUUCAGAAACGGGAUGUAUCAAACAGAUUUAUGGUGGGGGGAUUUACAUUACUUGAUGGUCUUUUCUUUAGCAAACUUGGGCCCAUGAAAUUGAAACACAAUCAAUAUUGUACAUAAAAUUUGAAUCUCGUUUUUCAAACUGAAAUCACAUAUGAACAUUCAGGUUCUCGAAUAGAGUUGAGGUUUUGGCUGAAAGAUUACUCACACACAAAAAACAUCAGUGAACAGUACCUUCUUUUAGCUCCGACGUUUGACUAUUUAAAAAACGUUUUUACAAAUGUUUGACACUAACCACAGCAUAGCUCUGAAGCAUUCUUUCUAUCAUGAGAUGUGCAAUAUUCAUUGGUUAAUUUCUCAUGCUCAAAGCAGCUGUUUGGACCUGAAAAGGACUGCCUUCAGCUGCAGUAACCUUAGAGUGCUGGAACAGGGAACUUCCCAAUGCAGUUGGGAUGCAUUUUGUGUGAUUGGAAUAAAAAUAAUACUUGUAUUUGAUAUAGCACCUUAUCACAUUGUUGA
Messenger RNA from Callorhinchus milii (elephant shark), 1739 nucleotides. RefSeq names its product golgin, rab6-interacting (gene gorab). The transcript is spliced from 5 exons. The record is from RefSeq and is a predicted model, not a curated record. NCBI's taxonomy places the organism in Eukaryota, Metazoa, Chordata, Chondrichthyes, Chimaeriformes, Callorhinchidae. Gene Ontology annotation, biological process: non-motile cilium assembly. The coding region runs from base 58 to 1200 and encodes 380 amino acids.